GCGGCAGCGAUGGCCGCCUUCAAGGCGGCCAUCAGGCUGGAGGACCUCGGGAUCCCUCAUGUUCGAGUAAAGCGGGCCCUAACCGGGGCCCGCAUACUCGAGGUUCCCGGACCGGAUGCCCACGCCAAGGCCGACAAGCUGGCGGAGGGCAUCCGGGGGGUCCUCACGGAUGGGCAGUGGUCGGUGGUCCGCCCCACCAAGAAGGCCGAGAUGAUGGUCCGGGGUCUGGAGGACUCCAUCUCGGCCAACGAAGUGGCGGCGGCCAUCGCCACUGCGGGGGGCUGCAGUCCCACUUCGGUGGAGACGGGCCCCAUCAAGGAGGCCCCGGAUGGCCUGGGCCGAAUCUGGGUCCGGUGCCCCGCCGUUGCGGCCCUUAAGGUCGCGAAGCAGGCCCGGAUCCAGAUUGGCUGGACGAGAGUGGGGGUGGUGCUGCUGGAGCCACGCCCCCUCCAGUGCUAUAAAUGCCUGGAGGUGGGGCACGUACAGCAGCGCUGCCCCAACCAGGAGAAUCGCGGUGAUCGGUGCUACCGUUGCGGCGGCACUGGUCACCGCGCCAGGGACUGCCCCGCCGAGGCCCCACACUGCCCGCUCUGUGCGGACCUGGGCAAGCCUGCGGGGCAUCGCCUGGGGGGUCCGGUUUGCGCCCGCAAUAACAGCGGGCGCAAAAAGAAGGGAAGAAGGGCAGCGGCGGAGGGGUCGGGGACAUCUAAUGCCCCCGUUACGCCCGCCCCGCGGCCCGGACCCCCCUCGAGACAGGUGGAGGAGCGGGGCGUUGCGACGGAGGAAACUCCAAUGGAGCAGCGCCCCCCCAAACGACCCCGAGCAGACCCCGGGGCGGGAGGAGGAGCGAAGGGGACUGCCGGGGGUUUGGCCCUCCCGGCAGCAACGCCCACGACCGGCGAAACGGGGGAGGAGGGUUCGCCCCCUCCCCCCACCGAGGGAGUUGAAACCGGGGCGGACAACGCCGCCCCCCCUACCGAGAAGGCUGACCUGGAGGAGGUUGUAAUGGCCGAUCAGUAAUGGCCCUACACCUCCUCCAGA
Messenger RNA from Ooceraea biroi (clonal raider ant), 1041 nucleotides. RefSeq lists its product as uncharacterized. The record is from RefSeq and is a predicted model, not a curated record. Lineage: Eukaryota; Metazoa; Arthropoda; Insecta; Hymenoptera; Formicidae. Gene Ontology annotation, molecular function: zinc ion binding; nucleic acid binding.